Molecule: messenger RNA, 3416 nt
Organism: Crotalus tigris (Tiger rattlesnake)
Lineage: Eukaryota; Metazoa; Chordata; Lepidosauria; Squamata; Viperidae
Gene: SYCP2L
Product: synaptonemal complex protein 2 like
Exons: 35
Coding region: 383-3169 (928 amino acids)
Source: RefSeq, a predicted model, not a curated record
AUGCGGUCAUCCACUGCCCGGCUGGCCAUUGCACGCAGUGCAGAUCUCGGGGUCUCAGCCGAGCCCCCGCAGCUCCAAGGCCUGCGUGCUGCUCCCAGCUUUAGCCGAGACUUCCAGCAAGCGCUGGUCAGCUGGAGCCGCGCGCGCCGAACCCUGGGGCUCAAUAGAGCCCCGGCUACACUGCAGGUCCAGCCGACUGUCCUCCAGGCCUGUGCGGCGCUGCUGCCGCCCUUUCAGUUCAUCCUCCCGCUGCAUUUCUAACCCAUAUGGUACUUCACAGAGGUUGCAGCCUUCUCCUGUGCCCGAAUAAACGGAGUUGCGCGGCAAGUGCUGCACUUCAGGAUAAGUUCAGGAGGAAGAUAUCAGAGAGGAAGAGGAAGAAAUGGCAGAUAUAACUGAAUAUUACCUAGAAUCAUUGUUAAGUGAUGCCUUCAAAGGGAAAGGAUUUCAGAAAAUAAGUGAAAUGAUACAAGAAAAAGACAAAUAUGUUCCUCAGAAGUGUAAAAAACAAUUAUUAAAUCAACUUGACAAAGCUCUAAAAAAGGAAUUGGACAAAAAUGAAUUUUCGAAUGUUUCCCUACUGUUGAAAUGCAUUCAGCUGUACUGUAGAAGUGAUCUUCAGGAAAGUAUAAAUCUGCUUCUUCAGCAAGGAUUGAUACCAAAGAUGGUUACUUGGUUUGAAAGGACAAGAGAAUUUCUGAGCCUGAUAGAAGUCAAAGAAAGCAACUACUUGGUAAAUCUUGUUGAGGACCUAUGUGAUACAACCUUGAUUAUUGGCAAAAGCAGCACUGAAGGAAGAAAGCAGUUGCUUGACUCCUUCAUACAACACCUGGGACAUUUAGCCACAGAAUCUAAUGUGAAUUGUGCCCUUCGACAGGAGGCUCUGAGAACAUUAAAUACACUGUUGGCUAAUGUCACCCGUGAGGAGAAGAAGGCAUUUGCUGCCUCUGAAGAGAUGUGCUUGCUUAUGAAGGAACUUGUGAAAACUAUUCAGGAAGUUGGUGACUAUGAUAUUCAGGUUGCUCUUGUUGAAGCCCUGUUUAGGCUGAUGUUGAAAAAGCAGCGAGAUGAUCUGGUGCACAGUUGGUUUGAAGAUCAAUAUGUCACUAAGGCUUUUAAAGAAAUCAAGGAUAGAGACUUUGAGACUGAUAGCAGAAAGUUUCUUAAUGAACUAAAUGAAAGACUUGGUGAUAAAAGAAGGAUCUAUUCAAUUCCAUGUAAAGCUGCUUAUGCUGACCUGAUUGAGUUAAAGAAACCUGCAGAUAACAAACUAGAAGAGUUUUGGAUUGACUUCAAUUAUGGAAGUGAGAGCAUUACAUUCUAUUUAGAGAGCCUAGAGAGCACAUUUUGGGAGUCAGUAAGAUUGCCAAAGCGAGACCUCAGCAGUUAUUACCUACAGGAGGAACAAGAAGAAAAGAUUCUUAAAAUCAUCACAAGAAGGUCAGUUGUGAUCAACAAAGCAGAAAUCACCAAGAUCAGAAUUCACUUUGAUAGCUGUUUUGAUAUUUUAGCACCGCUUCUUAAAGCUAUUGGAAAAGAAAAAAUGAUAAUAUUGAAUGAAGAUGAGAAUGCCAACCUUGGGGAUUACCAAGAGCAAACUGCAACAGUAAGCAUUCAGCUGGAGAGGAAAGAAGAUCUUACAGAAACAAAUUCCUUAUCAGACAUUCUGACAUCACGCCAAAGCAAUGAAUCUGUUACUCCUGAAACAAACAAAAUAAUUAUUCCGGCAGCAACUAUUACAGAUGGGGAGAAAGAGACCCAACAUCUUGAAAACAAAGAUGGCAGUCAAGCUUCCAGUGAUAGGCCUUCAGUUUCUCCAUCACGUUCAGCAAAUACAUUGGCUGCUCCUCCAUCCUCACAGAAGUUGAAAAUUUCUCGGCUACAACCAAAGGAUAAGGCUGAUGAACCAGAUGUGGAAGGAGAAGCUGAUAUCCAUGUUGGGGAAAUCCACCCUUUAGAGGAUGACACCCUACAGAAGAAAAAACGAGCAAGAGGUUCAAGUAAGCAAAUGGUGGAAUCAAUGAUGGAUGAAUAUGAUUUUCAUUUUUCGUCUGAUCCAAGCACACAUGAGAUGGUGUCUGAAAUGAAGCAAAAAAUAUUUGUCCAGAAAACUUUGCACAAGAGUCUUGAAAAGAGAAACGUGAAGCCGAACAAGUUUGAGAGAAGUCUGCCUUCUAACUACAAGACUCAUCUCUUUUCUGAAAGCAACCCAGAGACUCUGAGCAAUGGUAUGAGUGAAAAAAGCUGGAUUUGUAACUCUCAGAACAAGACGUUGCCCAAAGUGGCAAACUACACUCGGAAAAAAACAAGAGUCAGAAGCAAGUUAAAAGUAUUGCCGUUGUCUUCUCCAAGUAGUGGCACUGAUUAUGUUGCAAAGAAAAUGAAAAAUUCAGCUGUUCCUAGGGACAUGAUACAGAGAAGAACAAAGCCAGUAUCAGAGAUGCAUCACUAUACAAGCUAUAGUCCAAUUCAUGUUUGUUCAACUCCUUAUUCACCUAUUAGACAAAAUGGCUUAGAAAUUAUGGAUGCCACUUUCCCAUUAAGCAGCAGUUCUUCACCCAAUGCGUCAGAUGCUAAAACAAGCAAGAAACAUGAAGCUGCCGCUAGUACUUUACUCCUGGAAGAUAAGAUCUCCAACUCUAAGAGGAAAUUUUCAGAAUGGUCAGCUGAUUUCAAUAGAAAACACUCAAAGCACACUGAAAAGCAGCCUAGUAAUGAAUCCAGCAUAAUCUUUGAACCAAGAAAACUCUUUUCCUCCAUAGAAAUGGCAGAUGAAACACCAAAAGGCCAACCUUUAAAUGAAUUUGAGAACGAAGUAUUUGCCUCUAAAAUACUUAGAGAAGAAAUCGAUGACUCGGGGGUUAUUGCUGCUUUCGAGAAUUUUACAAGCGAAUUGAAGAAAACAUUUUGGUUUAGAUACAAGAGGAUGGAGAUUUAUACACGCAGCCUCUUGAAGGCACCUGAACAGAAUAUAUCAGCCUUGUUGCAUCGGAUCCAUCAGAAGCGACUGCAUGAACUGGAAAUCUUCCACAAGAGUGUUGUUAACGAACUUGCCAACCUUGAGAAGAGAACAGAGUUUCUCUCAAGCCUUGAAAAGGAUACCAUGGAUACAGUCCAUGGAUAUACUGCUGGAAGACACAGGGGGCCUGGAUGGAACAAUUCACAAUGAAAAUGAUGGAAAAGCCACUGACCAGACAGAAGAGGGGAACAAAAGUGGGGCUGUUGUCUAAUUUAAGUUUAUCUUAAAUGUAAGCUUAAGCAACACUCAUCAAAUAUAUCAAGUCACUUGAAAAUACACAUGAAUAUAUUCAGUAGUAAUUGUCUCAUUAUUCAGCGCAAUCAAACAUUUUCAGUUGUUUCUUGGCCAUGAGGUAAUGCUGACUAGUUUUUUUGUGGAACAAAACCCUUCAAAUUCU